Molecule: messenger RNA, 1762 nt
Organism: Propithecus coquereli (Coquerel's sifaka)
Lineage: Eukaryota; Metazoa; Chordata; Mammalia; Primates; Indriidae
Gene: CCR7
Product: chemokine (C-C motif) receptor 7
Exons: 3
Coding region: 68-1204 (378 amino acids)
Biological process (GO): chemotaxis; immune response; G protein-coupled receptor signaling pathway
Cellular component (GO): membrane
Molecular function (GO): chemokine (C-C motif) ligand 21 binding; C-C motif chemokine 19 receptor activity; chemokine (C-C motif) ligand 19 binding
Source: RefSeq, a predicted model, not a curated record
CUCCCCAGACAGGGGUAGCGCGAGGCCCGGCACUGCCUUCCUGUGUGGUUUUGCUGCCCAGAGCGCCAUGGAUCUGGGGAAACCAAUGAAAAGCGUGCUGGCGGUGGCUCUCCUUGUCGUUUUCCAGGUGUGCCUGUGCCAAGAUGAGGUCACGGAUGAUUACAUCGAAGACAACACCACGGUGGACUACACCUUGUACGAGUCUUUGUGCUUCAAGAAGGAUGUGCGGAACUUUAAAGCCUGGUUCCUCCCAGUCAUGUAUUCAGUCAUUUGCUUCGUGGGCUUGCUGGGCAAUGGGCUGGUCGUGUUGACCUAUAUCUAUUUCAAAAGGCUUAAGACCAUGACUGACACCUACCUGCUCAACCUGGCCAUGGCAGACAUCCUCUUCCUCCUGACCCUUCCCUUCUGGGCCUAUAGUGCAGCCAAGUCCUGGGUCUUUGGUGUCCACUUUUGCAAACUCAUCUUUGGCAUCUACAAGAUGAGCUUCUUCAGCGGCAUGCUGCUACUCCUGUGCAUCAGCAUCGACCGCUACGUGGCCAUCGUCCAGGCCGUCUCGGCUCACCGCCACCGCGCCCGCGUCCUCCUCAUCAGCAAGCUCUCCUGCGUGGGCAUCUGGAUGCUGGCCAUGGUGCUGUCCACCCCCGAGCUGCUGUACAGCGGCAUCCAGAGGAGCAACAGCGAGCAGACGUUGCGAUGCUCUCUCAUCAGCGAGCACAUGGAGGCCUAUAUCACCAUCCCGGUGGCCCAGAUGGUCAUAGGCUUUCUGGUCCCCCUGCUGGCCAUGAGCUUCUGCUACCUUGUCAUCAUCCUCACCCUGCUCCAGGCACGCAACUUUGAGCGCAACAAGGCCAUCAAGGUGAUCAUCGCCGUGGUUAUGGUCUUCAUAGUCUUCCAGCUGCCCUACAACGGGGUGGUCCUGGUCCGGACGGUGGCCAGCUUCAACAUCACCAGCAGCAACUGUGAGGUCAGCAAGCAGCUCGACAUCGCCUACGACGUCACCUACAGCUUGGCCUGCGUCCGCUGCUGCGUCAACCCUUUCUUGUACGCCUUCAUCGGCGUCAAGUUCCGCAACGACCUCUUCAAGCUCUUCAAGGACUUGGGCUGCCUCAGCCAGGAGCGGCUCAGGCAGUGGUCUUCCUGCCGGCACAUCCGGCGUUCCUCGAUGAGUGUGGAGGCCGAGACCACAACCACCUUCUCCCCAUAGGCAGCUCUUCUGUCUGGACUAGAGGGACCUCUCCCAGACCCCCUGGGGUGGGGACAGGGAGCAGAUGCAGUGACUCAGGACCCCCCGAGAAGACAGCUGCUGGGGGAAAAGCAGCUCUGACCUCAGAGUGGAAACCUGUGCCCCAGAAGACGCUUAACCCCAACCCUAGCUACCUCAACUAAGGUCGAAAAGAAAUGUGGCUGAUAAGCUAACAUCAGAACCAGCAACACCCCAAAACCGAAGCUGUUGUCCCCUAAACCAAAAACCCAAAGUGAAAGUCAAGAAACCAUUCACACCUGCUGGAGUGAAGGGGACGAGAUGGGUGAGUGCUUGGUUAGGAAGAGGGCUGGCGAGUCCUCUGAAUGAAGUUUCUUCCGACCUAGAAAAAAGUCAUCCCAGAGACUCAAGAGCUCAGGCCAGGUCUUUCAGAAAACCAGGCUUUGUCUCCAAGACCAGAGAUUGUGAAGAGACGUCUUGGCUUGGUGACAAAAGGGGGACAUCUGCAAGUCAGACUGACUCUAUCUGACCCCCUCCCUCCAUCUCUUUCCGCUGGCCUCC